AUGGCAUCUGUACACACGUUGUUUUGAUGUAAGAAUUAUCUCUAAAGAAUGUGUUAUCGAUGGAGCCACCUUGCUGAGGUGAAGAUCCUGCAGACUGGGCUGGGGGCACCUGACGAGGUACAGACAGUCCGAUGCCAGUGUACCAGGGCCUUCAUAAGUGAUUCCAGGCUGUAUAAGCAAGGUCUGUGGACAGAGUCAGUCUCAGAAACAGAUGAAGAUGAUGAGGAUGGGGACAGUGUUAUGGACAGACCAUCAGAACCUGCUGCAGGUGUUGAUUCAACAGAUCUGGCCUCCACCCACACAGAGAAGCAUGACAUCGACACUGUUUCAGAUGAGUUCGAGAAGAUGGCUACAACUGAGGAGAGGAUAAGUCAAGAAUUAAUAAAUGAGGAGGAACAGGAUGGCCUGGAGGAAGAGUGUCCUUACGAUAAUGAGGAGCUGUUGAUGAUGCAGCAGAUGGGCUUACCUGCCAGUUUUGGAUCACAGAAAUCAAAAAAGAAAGCCCAGACAGUGGUAUAUACAACUGAAAAAACAUCUUCCAAAAAAAAACGAAAAAAGGCAAAGAAAUCAAAACACAAACAAUCAAAAGAUGAUCCACCAGUCGAUACAGAGCAGUUUACACAAGAAAUCAACUCCAGUGAUGGAACCUUUGCUCAACAAAUGAUGUCUGAUACGAAUUUCGAUUCCGCCUGCACUGACGCGGAACCAACACAGGACCUGGAGACAGCAUGGCAGGAGUUCUGGACAAAGUAUGGCGAGAUGGUCGUGUGGCAGGGCUGGGUGUCGAAGUAUCCGGACCAUGUUGACUACGACAAGCUCACUGUGAUGCCCUCAGUGGUGGAGGUGGAGGUAGGAGCUGGGGACGAACUGGUGCUGGACGAGGAGGGCAGCUGGACUGUCAGGGCAAGGGGGGAGGGGCAGGGGGAUAGGGAUGCAGAAGGGGAGGGGCAGGAGGGUAUAGAUGCAGGACAGAAGGGGCAGGGGUAUAUAGAUGCAGUGGGAAAGGGGGACAUCGAUGCAGAAAGGAAGGGGGAGGGACAGGGGGACCCAGAUGCUGUAGGGGACAUGGUGGGGAAGGGGUUAGGAUCUGAUGGUGAGAGCAUGCAGCAUGAUAAAAAUGGUGAAGGACAUAAUUCGGGAGGUUUAGAGGUAAAACGUUUUCCAGAACCUCUUGUGACAGAUGUUACGAAGCCUGAAUGUUCUGAUGGCAGGGUUACUGGGACUAAAUUACAUUCUGUUGAUGAUGGUGCUGAUGUGUGUGGGAAAGCUGGUGAAAGAAUAGUAGCAAAUAGUCAUCUGAGACAUUCAACUAUGCCCUCAGGUGGUGUGGAUUGUGUUGUUUCCGGGGAAAGUUCUGAAACAGUGGAGCAAGAGCAGGAUAAUAUUUCUCAGAGGAUUAGUGAUAAUUUUGUGUUGUUCAACCAGGCUAUUGAAAGCACAAUGAAAUGUCGUAGUGAACAACAUCAGGCUGAAAAACUAACAGUAGAUGAAGCUGGUGCACUCUCAGGAAGUGCUGAAGUUGUUCAGAUGAUGCAUAGUUAUGCAUGUCCCCAACCGAUCGCAGAGCCUGACACAGGUGAAACUGACCAAUCAGAGGUCAGGAAGAAAGAUGGUGGGGAGGAAGUCAUGGAGGCGGAGGUGAACAGUGACAAAAUGUGGACUGAUCUAUGGGAGGAACAUUACACUGAGAUCUAUUGGUAUCACUACAACAGGUUUGCCUCAUGGUUCACAGAGAGUCUAGAGAACUACCAUGCACUGAAAGACAAAGCUAAUUCUGAAAACGUCACAAUAGCAGAAGGUGUCAUACAAGUCAACCCUGAUUCAUCAGUGGAAGUUAUGCAAUCAGAAUCUUCUGAACCUUUGUGUCCCUGUCCUGACGGUAGUCUAGAAGCUGAAGGAGGUGCUGUCAUUGUUAAUGAUGAGGUAGAUGAAGAUCAGACUGGUUGUGAUGAAAGCAACUCUUUGAUUUCCUGUAAGGCUGGCUGUGAUGCCGAGCAGUAUGGUGAUCAGCAGCAGGAUUUGCCAUGUCCAAAACUUGAAGAGACAAGUUUAAGUCUUGAAGAUGACAAAGGUGUUGCAAGUACACCUAAUGGUGAUAGUGGCCUCUUGUUGCCUCCUCCAUAUCCUGUUGGGCAGGACAGACCUGAUGAAGAUGCUGAGCAUCAGUCGAUGCCUCCUCCACAUCCUAUUGGGCAGGACAGACCUGAUGGAGAUGUUGAGCAUCAGUUGAUGCCUCCUCCACAUGCUAUUGGGCAGGUCAGACCUGAUGGAGAUGUUGAGCAUCAGUUGAUGCCUCCUCCACAUGCUAUUGGGCAGGUCAGACCUGAUGGAGAUGCUGAUGCUGAACCAUGUGAUGGGAGUGGGGCUGGAAAGAGAAGGCGCAAAACGAGUGGUUCAAAGAACAGCCAAUCAAGUCAUUGUCAAGGCACAGGGGAGAGAACUUCCACCGAUAAGCCGUCCCAGUCGGAAGAUGAUGGUGAAGAACCUCCCGAGGAGAUUCCUAACAAACUUCCCAGAGGUCAUGAAAUAGAUGGCAGUCCAAAGAAAAAGAAGACAGUUCGGGAAAGCCUGGAGUCUUUUGGUUACAAACUGUCUGCUGAGGAGAGUGAUUCUCUGCCUAGAAUCAAGGAUGGACAUGUAACAUAUAAGGAAGCUAAGGUUUUGAGUCAGACUCGAAACCUAAAUCUUGGUCAGAAGCCUGUCCACAUCAAGUUUGAUGAUGAUGGCAAACAAGGUGAGAGCAAAGCUCUGAGGAAAGUCAAGUCCUUCCUGCACAAACGCUUGAAAGCCUCACAGGAAACAGAUGAGGUUCUGGAGGAGCAUCUGGUUCUGGAGGAGCAUCUGGUUCCGGCAGCCAGUGCUGAAGACAAGGGUGUGGACUUGGAGGAUUCCGAUUCUGAGCAGCAGAAAGAUGCAUCUGUUGCUUUGAAGGAAGAGAAACAGAUUGAUGAUGUUGAAGCUGCUUCUAAGGUAACGGACACUUGGGAUAAGGUUGUAUCAAAAUCAAAGUCUAAGAAGAAGAAAAAGAAGAAGCAGAAGCGUCCCAGUAUUCCCAUGCCUGAAGAUGUUGCAUCAGAUGAGGAGCUGAAGAAAUACUGGUUUCAGAGAUACAGGCUGUUCUCCAAGUUCGAUGAGGGCAUUAAGCUGGAUAGAGAGAGCUGGUUCUCCGUGACGCCAGAGAAGAUUGCAGAACACAUUGCAGAGAGAUGCCAGAGUGACACCAUCGUAGACGCCUUCUGCGGUGCCGGGGGGAACGCCAUACAGUUUGCCUUCUUCUGUGAGAGGGUAAUCGCUGUUGAUAUAGACCCGGUGAAGUUGGAGCUAGCCCGCCACAAUGCUGGGGUGUAUGGUGUUUCAGACAGGAUCGAGUUCAUCCUGGGGGACUACCUCCUCGUGGCCCCCACCCUCAAGGCUGACGUGGUCUUCCUGUCCCCGCCCUGGGGAGGGCCAGAUUACCUGGGGGCAGAGGUGUAUGACCUCGAGACCAUGAUAGAACUCAAGACUUCCAGGAUAUUUGAAGUGACGAGGAAAAUCACCGAGAACAUAGCGUUUUUUGUGCCAAGAAAUGCCAAUGUUGAACAGCUGACGGCACUCGCAGGUCCGGGAAAGUGUGUCGAGAUUGAACAAAACAUCCUCAACACUAAGCUCAAGACCAUCACUGCCUACUAUGGGGAGCUCAUUCUAGACGGAGAAGAUUCAUGACAGAUGCUGACUGACCGACAUGUGAAACUUUUGAAAAAUCUACUUCUGACAAUUAAUAUUUCCUAAAGUAAUAGUCUCCAUUGUGGUGGAGGGUGGUGGGGUAGCCUCGUGGUUGAAGUGCACAGUUGUAAUGCUGGAGCCACUAUAUGUGAGGCCUAUGAUAGGUGAUACUGGCAUGGGUUUCUCUUUCCAUGUUAGUUUGGUAAUAUUCAAGUCAUGGUGGUGAGGUUACGACAUUCAUGACCAUCCCUGCUUCACAGGGGGACAUGUAUAUGAAAGGGACAGAGUCGUGACCUGAGGCGAUUGUCACAGCUCAUCGACUUCUCAAACAAUCAUGGGAGAAUUCAUUGUAGCUGUGAUCAUUCAGAGAUUGAGAUGUCACGACCACUGACCAGGACCAUCAAACAGGACCAUCAACCAGGAACAUAGUCCAGGAACAUCGUCCAGGAACAUAGUCCAGGAACAUCGUCCAGGAACAUCGUCCAGGAACAUCGUCCAGGAACAUCGUCCAGGAACAUCGUCCAGGAUGAAAAUGCAACACACAAAUUAACAGCUACAUGGAAAACAUCAAGCAACCAUAUUUCAGAAAAAUGCUUCCUUUUAAGCAUACAUAGUUGUUGGGAUGAAUUGAAUAUGAAUUCUGAUUUUGGAACUGGACUUUUAUUUCACUAUUCGAAAUCAUAUUCCAAAGGCUGAUGAAGUCAUUCAUUUUUAUACUGAGGAAUGGAGGCGCCCUUUCAGUCGCCCCAAGUCUGUGUCAAACGUUGCAUCUCGUAUGAUCUUGGGGUCAAUUCACAGAUUCUCCCUCCUGGGCCCAGUUGCACAAAGCAAUCUUAGCACAACGACUAUUGUAAGCUUAUGUUAAAGUAUGGGAGUUACAUUCAUCUUAGCGCUAAGAUUGCUGUGUGCAAGUGGGCCCCGAGUCCAGAUGUAGAGCCUCUCAGGGCCUCAGAUCUCCAUGUGAAUGGGAUAUCUCACUUAUCUGGACCCAUGUGUGUAUUGGGUGGCUCAGCCCGGACCGCAAAACCCACACAUGCAUUGGCUGGGCCAUACUGGGAAGAAAGUUGUGCUGUCUUUUACACAGUUUAUUUAAAAACGGCCUCAAGAGCUACAUGUGUAUCGGAUGGCUUGUAUCAUCCAGAUCUCCGUGUGGUAGAUUUUUACUGAUUUUCUUAUCUCAUAUUUCACACAGAAUUGAUGUACAUUGUGUAUAAUUUUUAUCACGUUUAUACUUUUUCUAGCUUAAUGGCAAAGAACCAUCAAAUUUUUAUGGUCAACACACUUGAUGAACAUUCCACAUGGUAAUGUUGACCAUGCAGGGGGUGGGGAAAAAAGAGUCGGAUAUCAAGUAACAGCAACACAUAACUGUAUGAAUCAUUUUAUUAUCAUUAAAUGUACAUUAUGUGUAGGAUUUGUUCUGUCAAUGUCUUGUACACAUAUAGCACCAUGUAUUUAACUGGUCUUAAACAGUACAGUGCUUGACCAUGACAUUUCCAGACAUUGCACUCCUGCUUUGACUCUUGUCUAAAGUGCCUGCCUUCUGGCACAGAAACUCAUGAGGCCAGUCAAAUCUACGUUCUAAUUCUUUGGACAG
Molecule: messenger RNA, 5296 nt
Organism: Haliotis rufescens (red abalone)
Lineage: Eukaryota; Metazoa; Mollusca; Gastropoda; Lepetellida; Haliotidae
Product: trimethylguanosine synthase-like
Exons: 11
Coding region: 49-3702 (1217 amino acids)
Biological process (GO): 7-methylguanosine RNA capping; 7-methylguanosine cap hypermethylation
Cellular component (GO): nucleus
Molecular function (GO): RNA cap trimethylguanosine synthase activity
Source: RefSeq, a predicted model, not a curated record